Molecule: messenger RNA, 1521 nt
Organism: Striga hermonthica
Lineage: Eukaryota; Viridiplantae; Streptophyta; Magnoliopsida; Lamiales; Orobanchaceae
Source: the annotation of a GenBank genome assembly
AUGACCUCCAAAACCAUGAAUAUCCAUUCUCCAUCAUACAUUCUUGCAAUAUUCAUUGCAAUCACAUCAGUAAGCAACAAUGUCGUCGUUACGGAGGGCAGGAUAGGCAUAAAUUGGGGACGUGCGACCGCGCAACGCCUGAUCCCGUCUGUCGUGGUCGAUCUCCUCUUGCAAAACCACGUCCCGGCCGCUAGGGUUUACUCGUCCGAGGAAGACCUACUCCAGGCGUUUGUCGGGAGCGGCAUCGACCUCAGCAUCACCAUUCCUAAGUGGACAGAUGUUGCAACCUACGACCUCGCCCAAGAUUGGGUCCGCCAGAAGUCUCCCUGGUUCGGACCCUCCAAUGUAACGUGCGUCAUGAUCGGGACCGAAAUAUUCGGCCUGGGGAUGAACGAUACGGAACUCCAGAGGCGGAUGAUCGACGCUUUCAACUACACCCAACUCGCGCUCAACGACGCCGGUUACGGGCACGUCAAGGCCACGUUUCCACACCCUUUAGCCGUACUCGAUGAGUUUAAGAAGCCGUCCGAGGCCGUGAUCAGGGAGUCGGUUCGGACCCAGUUCUUGAGGCACCUCGACAUCGUCCGAGCAAGCGGUGCCCCAGUCAACAUCGAGUUCUUCCCUGUCGAGCUCAUGCGCGUCCUCAACAUCACCGACCUCAGUUUCGCCAUUGCUGAUGGCCGCUCGUCCCAUGCCAUAACCGACAUCGACGGCGCCGUCUACACGGACGUGUUCGAGUUCUCGUAUGACGCGUUCGCGUGGGCACUCGAGAAGCUCGGGUACGGUGAUGUCAAGUUUGUCGUCACCCAAGUCGGGUGGCCCACCGACGGGUUCGUCAAUGCCAACUUCACCACUGCCGAGCGAUUCCUUGGGGCCCUUCUCCCAUUCGUCGCCAGCGGCCGUGGGACCCACAAGCUCCCAGGGAAGCCGAUCGACAUCUACGUGCACGCGCUCACGGACGAGAACCUGAACCCGCCCUUCCUCGCGUACGGGCGCCACUGGGGGAUCUACCGGUCCAACGGUGAGCCCAAGUACCGGGUCGACCUGACGGGCCAGGGCCGGGUUAUGUUCCCAGCCCGAGCCCGCGGGAUCAGGCGAAUGCCCAAACGGUGGUGUGUGCUUGGUCCCAUGGAGGACGAAGACGACAAGAGGGUGGAGGAGGCGUACCAGUUCGCGUGCGCAACAGGGGACUGCACGAGCAUGUACCCGAAGGGAUCGUGCAGUGGGCUCGACAGGUGGCAGAACGUGUCGUACGCGUUCAACAUGUAUUUCCAGGCGUUUUUCCAAGAUGAAGCGGCGUGUAAGUUCGACGGGCUCGGGCAGGUCGUGACCGAGGACCCGUCGACGGUCGGGUGCGUUUUCCCGGUGGAGGUCGUGAAAGGCCAGCAGGAGAAUUUCAAGAAUGCUACCGAGAGUGUGGCCACUGGAAAAGAGAACAGAGCUCGUCGGCUGCCUGGGCUCGACGGAAAUCUCGUGCUUCUGGUUUCGGCGCUUUGGGCAUUGUUAUUACUCCACAGUUAA